AUGGCUUCAUUACAGGUUUCAAGAUUAGUUCUUUCGUCAUCUUCAUGCAUGAGACCUAAAGCCGCGGUCUCCAUUCCAAAACUGCCGAAAUUUAACGUCUCUGUUCCGAAAAUACCAACAAAGAAGCAGACUUUAUCGGUUAAAGAACCAAGCUUUGAGCUAAACGGGUUCAAAGAAAGCCUUCCUCUUUCCUUGAAACAGAGGAGAGACUCUGAUUCUAUCCAAAGGGCACGCCUCAAUGCGGUUCUUGAAGCAGUCAUGGAUAGGAUUGAGAUGCACAAGAACAUCGGUGAUCAGCGGAACAAUUGGAACUCUUUGUUGCUCAACUCCGUCAACAUGAUCACCCUCACCGCCGCUUUGAUGGCUGGACUAGCUUCUGUUAACGGUCACGGAGGAGAUUCUGUAACGGCCGUGAAGAUAGCUUCGACUGUGUUGUUAACUUCUGCAACAAGUAUCGGUGCCUUGAUGAGCAAGAUUCAACCUUCGCAGCUCGCUGAAGAACAGAGGAACGCGACGAGGCUGUUCAAGAAGCUGAGAACGGAACUCGAAAUGUUUCUGAGAGAAAACGAGGCAAUCUACGAAGAAGAUGUGAAGGAAGCGAUACAGAGAGUGUUGGCUCUAGACAAAGCCUACCCUCUUCCUCUAAUCGGCACAAUGCUCGAGAAGUUUCCUGAAGAGUUUAAACCGGCGACUUGGUGGCCUGAAAACAAACAGAGAAACCCUAAGACCGGUCUUGCGAACGGGUGGAGUCAAGAGCUGGAGAUGGAGAUGAGAGAAGUAGCUCAUGUGGUUAAGACCAGAGACGCAGAAGAGUAUGAUAAAUUAGGUAACGUGGCGUUGAAGCUAAACCGGUUCUUGGCUAUCUCUGGACCAGUUUUAACCGGAAUUUCUGCAGUGAGCUCUGUUUUUAUCGGUCAAGAUUCCGGUUUAGCUGGAGUUGUGGCUAUCACUUGUGCUUCUUUGGCUGCGGUUGUCAACACUUUGGAGCAUGGUGGUCAAGUGGGAAUGGUGUUUGAGAUGUAUAGAAACUCUGCGGGAUUCUUCUCUCUGUUAGAAGAAACGUUGAACUCGACAGAGAAGAGAGAGCAUGGACAAGUGUUUGAGACAAAAGUUGCGUUGAAGCUAGGGAGAAGCUUGUCUGAACUGAGAGAUCUCGCAAAGAAAUCUAAAAUCUGUCAGGUUAAGGCUAAUGAAUUCGCAAGCAAACUUUUCUAG
Messenger RNA from Raphanus sativus (radish), 1215 nucleotides. Its product is annotated as probable F-box protein At4g22030. Bases 1 to 1215 code for a protein of 404 amino acids. NCBI's taxonomy places the organism in Eukaryota, Viridiplantae, Streptophyta, Magnoliopsida, Brassicales, Brassicaceae. The record is from RefSeq and is a predicted model, not a curated record. The transcript has a single exon.